CUCUGCACCCGGUAUUUAUCACAAGAGUCGUGACUGCUAGUUUAGUCGGACGCGUCUUGCCUUUUUCAUCCGCAUACUCAAGCCCUUCGGUUGGGUUUCCCGUUUUCACUCGACGUCGUCACCUCAUUCCUUUUUUGCUGUCUUUUUUUAAACGUAUUUUUUGUGGAACCAUGUCGGCCGAAAGUCCCGAAUACGCCUCGUUCUUCGCAGUGAUGGGUGCCUCUGCGGCGAUGGUGUUUAGCGCCCUGGGAGCGGCGUACGGCACGGCCAAGAGCGGCACGGGCAUCGCCGCCAUGUCGGUGAUGAGGCCGGAGCUCAUCAUGAAGUCCAUCAUCCCUGUGGUCAUGGCGGGCAUCAUCGCCAUCUACGGCCUCGUCGUCGCCGUGCUGAUUGCCAACAGCAUCACAGAGCAGGUCACCCUCUACAAGAGCUUCCUCCACCUGGGGGCCGGCCUAAGCGUGGGCCUGAGCGGGCUGGCGGCCGGCUUCGCCAUCGGGAUAGUGGGCGACGCGGGCGUCAGGGGCACGGCUCAGCAGCCGCGACUUUUUGUGGGCAUGAUCCUCAUCUUGAUUUUCGCCGAGGUCUUGGGUCUCUACGGGCUCAUCGUUGCCCUCAUUCUGUCCACAAAAUAAACGCGGGCCGCCACGCAGCACCUCUCCGCUACAAGAUCUGGCCCACGUGUCGCUGCUGGAGAAGGAGUGUGAAUUGUGUGUGAGUGUGCGUGUGUGUUGUGAGGGUGGGGUGGUCUAUUUGUAAAAUUUCUCCAACACAAAGUGGAAGAAGAGAAGAUGGUAUCAAAAAGAAUCAAAAUGGCUCCGUGAUAGGGUCUCAUCUCAACGUGUACAAAUUUGGUAGUCGACUUGUAAAUGAGCUAUAUAGUCAUUUGUCUGUCUUGUGUGUGUUUCAAAACAAUUGUAUGAUGAAAGUUCCUCAGCACCCCCCACUCUCCACUUAUUUGGGGCCUGGAGCAGCGCUCUCGAAAUCUCGAGCUGACCAAAUUCUCCUGCGGGAUAAUCUCGAGGAUCUGUUUGUGAAAUGGACUUUUUUUCUUUCUCCUCUCCGCUGAUUUUAUUUAUAAGAAAUUGUCCAUUAAACUGUUGAUAUGCAUCAAGUCUAACUUCCCAAGAUAUAUCUUUACAUCUAUACAGAGAUAGAUAGGUUGAAUAUGCUAAGUGGCUGGAACUCUUCAGGAUGUAGUUGUCGGUUUCCUCAUUUCCGACGGCCCAGGCUGUUGGGCUGGGAGUUGUCAUGUGUAGCUGUGUUCCAAUCAUGACCGCGAAAAAAUCCUUCUCAAUGUUUUUGCCUGUAGUACUGAUGUUUGCAUUAAAGGUGCGAGCGUGCGUGUGCCCAGUGUUGGGUCUCCCAAACGUUCCCCAUCAUCAAAGUCUA
Messenger RNA from Syngnathus typhle (broad-nosed pipefish), 1389 nucleotides. RefSeq names its product ATPase H+ transporting V0 subunit cb (gene atp6v0cb). The transcript has 3 exons. Gene Ontology annotation, biological process: proton transmembrane transport. Gene Ontology annotation, molecular function: proton-transporting ATPase activity, rotational mechanism. Bases 171 to 632 code for a protein of 153 amino acids. NCBI's taxonomy places the organism in Eukaryota, Metazoa, Chordata, Actinopteri, Syngnathiformes, Syngnathidae. Gene Ontology annotation, cellular component: proton-transporting V-type ATPase, V0 domain. The record is from RefSeq and is a predicted model, not a curated record.